AUGGAGAACCUUGCUCUGCUUUGGGGGAUCAUCGGCCCGGGCGUGUCCGGCGCCAUCUUCGGGGCUGGGUGGUGGUUCUGGGUGGACGCGGUCGUUUGCAGCGCCGUCCAGGUCUCCUUCCUCCACUACCUUCCAGGGAUCUUCGCUUCGCUGGCGGCGCUCAUGUUCAAUUGCGUGAACAAGGAUGAGAUCGGAUACGACUAUUACUCGCCCUACGGGGACGAUUCCGAGUGGAGAGUGAAGCUCUGGCUUUUUGUGGCAUAUGUCGUUUCUUUUGUCUGCCUAGCUGGAUCUGUGGGUUUAUUGGUGCAAGACGCGCUGACGAACAAGGGCCCUUCUGUCUGGACUGGUGUUGCUGGUGUUCUGCAAUGUGUCCUUGUGUUGAUAAGUGGGCUGGUGUAUUGGACAUGCCACUCAGAAGAUUAA
Molecule: messenger RNA, 426 nt
Organism: Miscanthus lutarioriparius
Lineage: Eukaryota; Viridiplantae; Streptophyta; Magnoliopsida; Poales; Poaceae
Source: the annotation of a GenBank genome assembly